This is a messenger RNA of Microplitis demolitor, 1447 nucleotides long. It is a transcript of the gene Tmem18, whose product is annotated as transmembrane protein 18. The record is from RefSeq and is a predicted model, not a curated record. Gene Ontology annotation, cellular component: nuclear membrane. The transcript has 5 exons. The coding region runs from base 372 to 830 and encodes 152 amino acids. Lineage: Eukaryota; Metazoa; Arthropoda; Insecta; Hymenoptera; Braconidae.
UGGCGUGAGAAGUAAAGUUUUAACUCUAUUAUUAUUGAAAAUUAAAUUAUAUGUUAAUGAUAUUUAUGGUUACAUGAAUGUCUGCUCAGUAAUGCCAUUAUAACUAAAUAUAUGUAUGUAGUCAUUAAUUUUAUUAUUGUAUUAUACCACUGAAAUUGCAUCUCUAGCACAUGGAUGAGUAUAUAAUUAUCUAUAGCUAAAUGUGUAAAUAAGAAAAUAUACAAAAAAUAUGCAAUGUGUUGACUCAUUUCUGUGUAGAUUUUGUGUACAUGUACAGUGCAGAUAAAUGACGAUACUAUUUCAUGUAAAUACUUUUUUAAUUAUUACAAAACAAACAUAAUUAAAUAAAUAAGAUUAUUUAGCAUAAACAAAUGUCGAACUCAGAGUUUAUCGCUACCGACACAAUUGAUGGUGUCUGGCCUUUUUUGCAAAGCAUCGAAUGGAAGGAUCCAUGGCUAGCAAUUUUAUUAGCGUUUCAUAUCGCUGUAACAAUGACUGCCUUGAUGACCAGAAAUCACGCUAACUUCCAGAUAAUAUUAUUCCUAAUACUCUUACUCUUAGUUUAUUUUUCGGAAAGUAUAAAUGAAGUUGCGGCCAGUAAAUGGAUGUUAUUUUCAAAACAGCAAUACUUCGACUCUAAUGGCCUUUUUAUAUCUAUAGUAUUUUCCGUACCAAUAUUGCUGAAUUGUAUGAUAAUGGUCGCAAGUUGGCUUUAUCAAUCCAGUCAAUUAACAACAAAUUUAAAACGAGCACAACUUCGGCAGCGGGCUAAAAUUCGUCAAAGUGGUGAUGCUGCGUCUAGCGUAACUAACAAGUCAAAAGACGAAUAGUUAUACUAAAUCUAGUCAAAGUAAUUUAUUACUUAUCAAAAUAAUUAUUUAAUUGUUGGUUAUUAACAGUUAAUCGACAGCGAAUUAUACCAGGAAUUCAAAGUGAUUUAUGGAGUGUUAAUCAUCGAAAUUAUUCAUUUUUUAUAAUUUAAGCUUUUAUUUUAUAAAUAUCAAAAUACGGCUUUAAUUUUAAGUUGCGUUAUCUUAUUAUUAUUUUAAUCGAAAAUAUAAAUAUACCUAUCAUGAGUAAUAAUACACUGUAAAAAACGGGAGUGAAUUUUGAGUAAAUACGGAUUUUAAUUAAAUACGAAUUCACUUCGUCAUUCGGAGUUCCGGAGUUUUAGAAAAUGAUUUAUACUCCGCAUACGGAGUAAAUAGGGAGCUUGUUUUUUUAACGGAGGAAUUCCGAAGUGAUCUGGCUUUUAUUUUAUUCCGAAUUCACUUUGAUUCGGACUUUUAAUAUUAAAAUAAACUCCCCUUCGGAGUGAAUUUUACUCCAAGGGGAUUAAAUAAAUACACAGUCAUCAGCUUCGCAUUAACUCCGGAUUGAAUCCGCGUUUACUCCGCAAAUUUUUUACAGUGUAUUAUAUAUGAAUGAAAAAAAAAAAAUAAUAAAA